Molecule: messenger RNA, 2710 nt
Organism: Erythranthe guttata (spotted monkey flower)
Lineage: Eukaryota; Viridiplantae; Streptophyta; Magnoliopsida; Lamiales; Phrymaceae
Product: putative DEAD-box ATP-dependent RNA helicase 48
Molecular function (GO): ATP binding; nucleic acid binding; RNA helicase activity
Source: RefSeq, a predicted model, not a curated record
GCUCUUUCUUAAACCCUAAACCCUAACAAAACCCUUUCCCCAAAUUCUCCCCCAAAAAUGCGCUUCUCCGCCAUUUUCCUCCACAAUCCGUCGAAGAACCUCCACAAUAGGCUCAUUUUCCUCCGCCGCAUGGGCGGCGGGGCUCGAACCUUCCCCGGAGGUCUCAACAAGUGGCAAUGGAAACGCAUGCACGAGAAAAAAGCCAGGGAGAAAGAGAAGUACCUCCUCGAUCAAGAGAAACAAAUCUAUCAGGCCCGGGUCAGGUCAGAUAUUCGGGCCAAACUCGUCUCUUCCGAAAGCCCCAUUUCCGAAUCGGAAAAGCCCGAUCCGAACCCGCCGAAUUACGGCCCGUUAACUCCCCAACAACAUAUCAAGUCACUCGCUGAUCGGUUCAUGAAGGCAGGAGCCGAGGAUUUAUGGAACGAACGAGACGGACCGUCGUUAGGGUUUCCGGAAAACAAGCCUGGGAGAAGUCAAUUUAUAGGUGAGCCUGUUGAUUUGCAGAAAUUAAUUGCUGAGAAAUCGAAUUUUAAUGGAGGCAAUAACAUCGAAAAUAGCCAAUUUCCGAGGAAUGUGAUUAGUAGUGCAGCUAAACCAAGGCAUUUUUCUACUUGUAGUAAUUUGAUGGGUGAUUUUGGCAAUGGGUAUUUAAGAAGGAUGAGUACAGGGUUUAAUUUAGCUGGGAGUGUAAGUAGUAUGUCGAAUUUGAAUCGUUACUACUCUGUGGAAGCUACGAGUAAAACGGGUGAUAAAAGAUCGAUUUUUUCAAGGAACGGUCGAAAUUCAAUGGCUGUUAAUAGCUCGGAUACGAAAGCGAAAUCUGGUGGUGGGAAGAAGGCGGAGUGGCCGAGGUUUCGUAGGGGUAAUAUGGGUUCGUCAGAUGAUGACAGCGAUGAUUACGAUGAUGACGAUGAGGAAGAAUUUGAAAGUGGCAAAAAGAUUACGGGUAGUAGUGCAGCUUUAGGAAAGUACGAUACUAAGAUCAAGAAAAGGGUGCCGUUGAAAUUCUUGGAAGACGAGGAGGAUUUAUCUCAGCAAGUUGAGGCAAUUCGGAAGGAGGUUAUUCAGAGGAAAACCGUGCAGGAGGAUUGUAAAGUAAAAGACGAAGAGGAGGAAUCGAUUCUCAGUACCAAAAGGUUUGAUGAGGUUGACGUGUCGCCAUUGACAGUUCGUGCGCUAACUGAGGCUGGUUAUGUGCAAAUGACCAUGGUGCAAGAGGCGACACUUACCUCAUGCCUUGAAGGGAAGGAUGCUUUAGUGAAAGCUAGGGCUGGUACAGGCAAAAGUAUUGCAUUUUUGCUUCCUGCUAUUGAAACAGUUGUGAAGGCAUCAAGUCUCGGGAAAGUUCACCGGGUCCCACCGAUAUACAUUCUUAUACUAUGCCCAACUAGGGAACUUGCCAGUCAAAUUUCCGCAGAAGCAAAUGUGCUCCUAAAGCACCACGAUGGCAUAGGUGUGCAAACGCUAACCGGAGGGACACGAUUUAAAGUUGAUCAAAGACGCCUUGAAUCCGAGCCAUGUCAGAUACUCGUUGCAACUCCCGGUAGAUUAUUGGACCACAUCGAAAACAAAUCGGGAAUCUCUGCACGCUUAAUGGGAUUGCAAAUGCUUAUACUCGACGAAGCAGAUCACUUGCUAGACCUCGGUUUUCGAAAAGAUAUGGAGAAAAUCGUCGACUGUUUGCCUCGUAAGAGGCAAACUUUACUCUUUUCUGCUACACUUCCCAAAGAGGUCCGACGAAUAUCUCAACUUGUUCUGAAAAGGGAACAUGCGUAUAUAGAUACAGUUGGACUUGGGUGUUUGGAUACUCAUGCCAAGGUUAAGCAAUUUUACCUUAUUGCCCCUCACGACCAGCAUUUUCAAAUAGUAUACCAUUUGUUGAAGAGACAUUUAUCCGAGGAGCUCGAGUACAAGGUUAUUGUUUUCUGUGCAACGACAAUGAUGACAUCACUCAUGUAUUCCCUUUUCCAUGAAAUGAAACUAAACGUUCGAGAAAUCCAUUCCAAAAAAUCUCCACUCUACCGUACGAAAAUUUACGAGGAAUUUAAGGAAUCCAAAAGAUUGAUUCUCAUUACUUCCGAUGUUUCUGCUCGUGGGUUGAACUAUCCCGAUGUCACAUUAGUCAUUCAGGUGGGAAUUCCAUCGGAUCGAGGCCAAUAUAUUCAUCGGCUUGGAAGAACUGGGCGACAAGGCAAAGAAGGUGAAGGGUGUUUAUUGCUUGCACAAUUUGAAGAAUAUUUCUUAGACGAGAUAAAGGAUCUUCCUAUCGAGAAAUUCCCUUCGCUAAAUCUCGAUCCCGACGUAAAAGUAAAGAUGGAAAAGUCGAUGGAGAAGAUGGAUACUAGUGUGAAGGAAGCGGCUUAUCAUUCGUGGCUCGGUUAUUAUAACUCGAUAAACGCAAUUGGAAGAGACAAAACUACCCUCGUGGAGUUGGCUAACCAAUUCUCGGCUUCGAUUGGUUUGCAAAAGCCGCCUGCACUUUUUCGGAAAACUGCAAUAAAGAUGGGAUUGAAAGGUAUCCAUGGCAUUUCUAUACGAAAAUAGUAGCAGCAGCUUCUUCAUCGACUCUGUAAAUAUUGUUUGGACGAAUAUUCGAAUUGUUUGUAGUUCAAACGAACUUUUAUUUUAUUUUAUUUUUAUAAUAAAAAUGUAUGUCAAACGACUUAUUUUGAAGCCCAAUUAUUAAGUAUUACCAAUAGAAGGAUAUUUU